Messenger RNA from Ixodes scapularis (black-legged tick), 1020 nucleotides. Its product is annotated as homocysteine S-methyltransferase YbgG-like. Gene Ontology annotation, biological process: S-methylmethionine cycle. The record is from RefSeq and is a predicted model, not a curated record. NCBI's taxonomy places the organism in Eukaryota, Metazoa, Arthropoda, Arachnida, Ixodida, Ixodidae. Gene Ontology annotation, molecular function: S-adenosylmethionine-homocysteine S-methyltransferase activity.
AUGAUUUCUUACGUGCAAGCUUGCUCAAUUCACAGCUUUGUCAUUCUACUCCACCAAACUUACAAACACUACCUGAACGCCGGCUGCAGUGUGCUAACCACAUGCACGCGUCAAGCGAACGUUCAGGCUCUCCAGGAGCACUUCUGCAUCGAAGUUCCCGAAGCGGAAGAGCUGAUCGCUACCAGCAUGAGCCUACCCCAGAAGACUGCGCAAGAGAAGCGCGCGGACAACCCGACAUCCGCAUUUGCAGGCUCCGUGGGCUCUUACGGCGCAUACCCGUACGACAGCUCUGAGUACACCGGUAGCUACGCAAUUACGAUGUCCGUCAAAGAGCUGUGCGACUGGCAUCGCCUCAAAGUUCAACAUCUUGUUCGGUUGGGCUGUGAUCUGCUCGCCUUUGAGACCAUCUCGGCGCUCCAGGAAGCGCUGGCUCUACUGCAGCUUCUGAGGGAGCAUCCAGGCACCAAGGGUUGGCUUAGCUUCGGCUGUCAAGACGAGAAACUGACCGCUAAAGGGGAGUGCUUGCAGAAGGCCAUCCAGGCUGUCCUCGGUAAGGACAGUGGAUCCCAGAUCUGUGCCAUCAGGGUCAACUGCUGUCGGCCCGAUAUGGUGGGCUUGCUUCUGAAGGAUGCUCGGAAGGAGGGACAAUCGCCCCUUGUAGCUUACGCUGAUGCCGAGGUUGCGUCUUGGACGCUGGUUCCGAAAGACUCCGACCAACUGGGGAACUAUGUUGCAGAGUGGUACAGAGCGGGGGUGAGGUAUUUUGGUGGGUGUUGCUUUACGGGGACAGCCCAUAUUACUGCAAUCGUGCAGGCCCUCACAGGCCAUGAACAUCUAAAUUUGUUUGUGUCAUCAACCAACAAUCUGCAAGCUUUGCUGGGUGUUAUCCAACAGCAUGUUUUAUAUAGUUAUCUGUACAUGUGCGCCUACAUUGUGUCUUUGACAGCCAGGACACGAACCAUAUGGGAACAGUUCUGUAUGUAUUUAUUUAAGAGCAUGCAUCUCAUGCAGAUGAAAUAA